Danaus chrysippus (African queen) is the source of this 2769-nucleotide messenger RNA. NCBI's taxonomy places the organism in Eukaryota, Metazoa, Arthropoda, Insecta, Lepidoptera, Nymphalidae. The record is from the annotation of a GenBank genome assembly.
AUGGAAAAUAUAGAAGAAACGGUAGGUGCUGUGAAAAGCAUCACAAAGGUCGCUAAAUACUACCAAAUUUCUUUCGCGACUGGCGAAGAAGCGAGGUUGUAUGUCCUCAAUAGUCAUGUAUUCAGAUACUACGUGUCACCCAAAGGAAUCUUCCUGGACUAUCCGGAACCAAUGAACCCAGAACAUAAAGCAAAAAUUGUUUGCAAAAACGAAAACGAAUACGGCUUAGAAUACUUCGAAGAAUCCUCUCUAAAAGACGAUGAUGAUCAUUACAUUUUAGAAACUAAAGAUGUUAGAAUUAUAUUUCAUAAAUCUCUCGGAACUAUGGAAGUGUACGAUUUGAGAAGAGACAAAGAAGUGUUCAGCGAAUUGAAGCCUUUGAAGUAUAAAAAUUGCAAAUCUACGCAAACCCUGCGUCAGAAGGGUGAUGAGUAUUUUUUUGGUGGCGGCAUGCAGAAUGGUAGAUUCACCCAUAAAGGAAAAGUCAUAGAGAUAGUUAAUACUAAUAAGUGGAAUGACGGAGAUGUUGCUUCACCUUGUCCAUUCUAUUGGUCCUCGUACGGUUAUGGCGCGCUCAGAAACACUUUUCAACCCGGCAAAUACGAUUUUGGGAAAAAAUCUAUGAAUUACAUAGAAACAACCCAUGCUGGCCUAGAUUUUGAUAUAUUCUACUUCAUAAAUGAACUUCCGAGGGACAUUUUAAACGAUUACUAUGAACUGACAGGGAAUCCGAUACUUUUGCCAGAAUACGCGUAUUAUGAGGCACAUUUGAACGCGUUCAAUCGAGAUUAUUGGGUCAAAGUAACGUCUGAUGUGAAUGGCGCGAUAUUAUUCGAAGAUGGACAGUACUAUAAAUGCUAUCAGCCAAAUCAAAUCGGUGACAAAACAGGGAUUCUGGAAUCUUUGAAUGGAGAGAAGAAUAAUUACCAGUUUUCCGCCCGCGCUAUGAUAGAUAGAUAUAAAAAACACGAUUUGCCGUUAGGCUGGUUUAUACCUAACGAUGGUUAUGGCUCAGGUUAUGGGCAAACUGAUUCUAUGGAUGGUGACAUACAGAAUCUGAAAUGUUUCGCUGAUUAUGCUUUACAAAACGGCGCGGAGUGUGCUUUAUGGACUGAAUCCAAUCUCACACCUAAAGAUCCUUUGAACCCAAAAAAGGGGGAAAGAGAUUUAUCUAAAGAAGUUGGAAUUGCUAAUGUGGUGGCUCUAAAAUGUGAUGUAGCCUGGGUGGGUAGUGGAUAUUCGUUCGGAUUAUCAGCUGUAGAGAAUGCUACGGACAUAUUCGUUAAAAGUACAAGAAAUAAUGUGAGGCCUUUCAUCAUUAUGGUGGAUGGAUGGGCUGGAAGUCAGCGGUACGCGGGUAUAUGGAGUGGGGAUCAAAAAGGAGGGGAAUGGGAGUACAUACGGUUUCAUAUACCGACGUAUAUCGGCGCCGGGCUCUCAGGAAUACCAAUCAUCGGUUCAGAUAUGGAUGGCAUCUACGCGGGAGGCGUUAAAGAAAUUAAUAUCCGAGACUACCAAUGGAAAACAUUCACACCGUUACAAUUGAAUAUGGACGGCUGGGGACACGUACAGAAAACACCAUUUACGUUCGGCGAAGAAGCUACAUACAUAAAUAGGGGUUAUCUGAAAUUAAAAUCAAUGUUGAUGCCGUAUAACUACAGUAUUGGUUAUGAAGCGAUUCACGGCCUGCCCAUGAUUAGAGCCAUGUUCUUAGAAUAUCCAGAAGAAACAACGGCAUAUACUUUAGAAUCCCAGUACCAAUAUAUGUGGGGUCCAAAUAUUUUGGUUGCUCCUAUAUACAACGACGACAAGUUAGGCGAAAAUUCAAUACGUGAUGGAAUCUAUUUGCCAGAUCCUAACCAGAUAUGGAUAGACUUUCUUACCGGCGAGAAAUAUCAAGGAGGGAAGAUUUAUAACAAUAUUAUAACACCUUUUUGGAAAAUACCUGUUUUUGUAAAGGACGGCGCCAUAAUACCAUCUACAAACCCGAAUAAUAAUCCGUACGAAAUAAAACGUGAUAUUAGAGUACUCACUAUAUAUGCCAACGGCACGUCUAGUUUUGUGGUAUACGAAGACGAUGGCAUUACAUCCGAUUAUCUUAAAGGUUCGUACGCCACAACCAAAAUCCACGCCACUGGUCCUGUGUCUAACAAAAAUGGGGAUUUAUUCAUAAAAAUACACAAAACCGAGGGACAGUAUAAGAACAUUGUGAAGGAAAGACUUACUUUGUUACAAAUAAUGUGUUCCAAAGCAGUGGGACGUAUAAAGGUAUCGGUCAACGAAAAUUCCAUCAGAUUAAAGAAAGUCCAUAAUUCAGAGGAAUUCGCUAACAGCGAGGACUGUUUCUAUCACGAUGAGAAUUUCCAAUUCAAUCCCUACCUUAAAAAAUAUGACGAGACGAAACAAAGAUUCCUACUGAUGAAACUUAGUAAACAAGAUGUCACCGCGUGUGAAAUUAACAUAAAGAUCAAAGAUGUAUCUAAUAAAAGUAUUAUUUACGGAAAAACUCAUGUGGAUAAUGGAAUUGAGGUCCCAAAAAAUGUAAGACAAAUUGAAACUGGUCACUCAAUCAUAUGUUUGCAAUGGGAUGACAGUAAUAAUGAUUAUAAUGAAGUAGAAAAAGACGGUGUUAUAUACACAAAUAUAAAAAACAAUUUCUUUAUAUUUAAUUAUACGAACGCCGUACAUGAAUAUAGAGUUCGUUCAGUUGUAGGCGUAAAAGCAUCGAAAUGGAGUGAAAAAGUAAUUUUAAAUAUUCAACAAUUAUAA